Molecule: messenger RNA, 2174 nt
Organism: Serpula lacrymans var. lacrymans S7.9
Lineage: Eukaryota; Fungi; Basidiomycota; Agaricomycetes; Boletales; Serpulaceae
Exons: 7
Coding region: 1-1905 (634 amino acids)
Biological process (GO): regulation of mRNA stability
Cellular component (GO): nucleus; cytoplasm
Molecular function (GO): metal ion binding; poly(A) binding
Source: RefSeq, a predicted model, not a curated record
AUGCCCUUUGGCCUUACUAUUGGAACAGACCGUGCAGUGUCACUUCAGACAUCUAUCCAGGAUGAACUGACCGCACGAGGUUACAGUCCUGAUGCUGAUCCCGUCAUGGCUGAAUAUAUAACCAUAAUGAUAAUCAAUAACAAAACCGCAGCUCAAAUAACGUCUGAACUUGAGGAUUUGAUUGGCACAGAUUUUGAUCCUAGUUUUACCGAUUGGUUAUUCAUUGAAGCCGCAAAGGGAGCACCAGAAUCCGAAUCUCCAUCCCAAGCACCUGCGGUGCCUUCUGAGCCGCCACCUGAACCCAAGACUACCCGUGAUGUUCCCCCGCAUAUACCCACGGACCCAGCUCGCCGUCCGCCAAAUACACAGCGUGUAGGUGCUCCGCUUUAUCAGCAGGCUAUAUCGCAGGCUCUGCCGUCCACGUCACCUUCAGCUCAAAAACGAACAGCAUCUGCACGAUCUCCCUCGCCGAGUGGCCAAGGCCCUGCAAAAUCGAGGAGGACAGAUCUCCCGACCGGUCCUCGUGCUAUGUUCCGUGAUAAUAAUGCCAACACCACCAAUUCCAGGAGUCUGCUGGAGCGAGUAGGGGGACCUGCAGGUCCUGUGCGGAAUGGUAACUCGCAAGGAUUUCCUCGAGACGACAUCCAAGCUCGGAUUGACAAUAUAACUAGUAACUCGCCCGAUCCUAGCAUGAUGAUGGCAGGGUUCCCGAAUGGCAUGCCGGGUAUGGAUAUGAGUGCUAUGACGGGAAUUACCAAUCCUUUGGUUUUACAAGAGAUGAUGAUGAACCAAAUGGCCCUCAUGGCGCAAAUGGCAUCUUCGAUGGGAAUGCUUAAUCCUUCCACUGGUCAAUUCAUGAAUAAUGGCUUUCCAAUGCAGGGGGUGAUGCCAGACAUGGGGAUGUUCAAUGACAAUGUGGGAGGAGCGGGCGGCUUCCCGCCCAUGAAUAACGGUAGAGGCAGGGGCUCUGGUCGGGGAGGUCGAGGCGUGGGACGAGGGAGGGGAGGUCAACCAUCGUCGCCCGCAGCUCAGCCAAAUGCUUCAGGUUUCGAUGCCGUGCUACCUGUGCAGGCAGAGACAUCGGUUCCUCUCGUCUCCGAAUUUUCUAAAGCAAUUCCAAUAGCAACUCCUGUGCCUACAUUGGCUUCUACUCUCAACCCCGCACCGGUCGCUGCAGGUGCAACAGCACCAUCCCCAUCACAACGGAUAGCUUAUGCACUUCCCGAACGUCCUCAGUCCCCUACGCUUUGUAAAUUUGCGACAAAAUGCACUAACUCGCAAUGCCGCUAUUCUCAUCCGUCGCCCGUGGCCACUGCUGAAAGCGGUGUUGUUUUAAGCAAUGAAGCUUGCGAGAAAGGCAGAGAGUGCAAAGACAAAGACUGUAUCAAAUCCCAUACUAGUCCUGCCAUUAACUCGCCAGGUGCAGAACAUCAAAAACCGCCUACCGUCGUUUCUCCACCUACUCCUGCUGCCCAGCCCUACUCCCAUCCUACCAUUCCAUGUAGAUUUGGCGUGGCGUGCUCUCGUCCAAAUUGUCCGUACACACACCCGCCCCGCCCAUCGUCGAACAACCACUUUGCCCAACAGUGUCGUUUCGGGGCUGGUUGUACUCGUGCAACAUGUCCAUUCCAACAUCCUGAGGGACGCGUGUUGCCAUCAACCUUCCAUCGCGGACUUUCUACCACUGCUCCGAUGAUCAGCAUACAAGCACCUGAAACAGGCACUAUGGGUGGGCCUAGUCCUCACAGAAGCGUCACAUUUAACACUAACAAGGCUGGCGAAAACAUGAAAGACAAGUUGGAAAGGCAAAUUAAGGAGAUUGAGGAGAAGAAGAAAGCUGUCGCCGAGGCGGAGGCUGCCGCCAACAAGAAAGACGAGUCUAAAGCCUUCCCCAUUGCUGUCUGAAGAAAAUUGAUCCCCUCCCCCUGUCCUGUUGCUCAAUAAUGUAUUCCCUUCCUCUACCACCAAACUAAAAGCAAAAAUCGCGGACCAAUCGUUACUUAUUGCGUUGUAGUAUUUUUCUGUUCCAUAAUGCUCUCUUACUGGUACUGCCUCUGUUUCCGUUAUGUCGUUUACUGUUUCCUUUAUCGCUGACAAUAGUCAUCACACGGAGUGGAUAAAUGAAAAGGAUUACAUUCGACGGAUGACCCGCUUAGACGGGAUCCGCCUCCACU